Molecule: messenger RNA, 1906 nt
Organism: Zea mays
Lineage: Eukaryota; Viridiplantae; Streptophyta; Magnoliopsida; Poales; Poaceae
Exons: 5
Coding region: 745-1620 (291 amino acids)
Biological process (GO): GPI anchor biosynthetic process
Cellular component (GO): endoplasmic reticulum membrane
Molecular function (GO): hydrolase activity, acting on ester bonds
Source: RefSeq, a predicted model, not a curated record
CGCGACGGCGCGAGUCACUUCCUCCACCCGGGGCCGGCGCCCGGCUGCCUGUUGUGCUGUCAUCGUCGUCGUCGCAUCACGCCCCCGACCGAUCUGCUCCCCCAAACAACACGGACGCACACGCGCGCGCGCAGGGAAUCAAUCACGCACACGCGCACGCACCGCCACCCUUCCCGAAAAGUCUCCUCACCUCCCGGUCCCGGCCUCCCUUCCUCUCUCUCCCCCCCUCUCAAACAUCCCCGCGCCGAUGGAUCUCCGCCUCGCCCACUAGGCCUCCGGCGCGACCGAGGGUGGGCAGGGGGAUGGGGCUCCUCGGGCGGAGGACGUUGCUGCGGCUCCUCGCCCUCGCUUCCGCGGCCGUCGCCGUCGCCGUCACCGUGGAAGCCUACGAGGGCGACGCUGAUCCGCUCUACAGGCGAACCUUCGGGGUUACUCCGUUUUAGGCCUCGCUGGACAUCCCAGUGCUGUCCGUCUCGGUGCCUCUGGUGGUUUCAGCGAAGGCGAGCGGUUCCGGAAAGGAAUAAAAAUGGUGCUGUCUGUCUUCGCCUCUUGGCUACUGGCAUUGGGGGUGUAUAAGUUCUGAUUACGCUACAUGAUUCAGAGUUAUAUAUUAUCACCUUUUCAUGGUACGGUCCCAAAGGUUGAGCUAGCACAACUACCUCAUUUUCCCAUAUUUUUACCAGAGCUUGUGUGGAAGGAUGCCAAAAGACAGGCUCCCUGAAGGAGACUUCUAUUAAACAUUGUAUGGUGCCAACCGAUGGCCAACCUGUUGACAAGUCAUGGUACACGCAUGAGCCACUGUACUUGCAAUGGAAGGACUGGAACUGCAAGAGUGAAUGCAGAUACCACUGUAUGAUGGAAAGGGAGAAUGAAAGGGCAAAGCUUGGCCUCCAGCCUGUUAAGUAUCAUGGAAAAUGGCCUUUGAAGCGUGCCUCUGUGUUUCAGGAACCUUUAUCUGCAGCUCUCUCUGCGCUUACUCUUGUUGUGCAAUUUAAUGGGUGGCUAUCAUUUUUCCUCUUGCUUUAUUAUAAACUUCCUCUGCGGCCAGAAACUCACAAGACAUACUAUGAAUACACUGGCUUGUGGCACAUCUAUGGGCUCCUUGCCAUGAAUUCAUGGUUCUGGAGUGCCAUAUAUCACAGUUGUGACACAAUUUGGACAGAAAAACUAUAUUUUUCAUCAGAUGCUGCCUUUCUGGGGUAUUCCCUCAUUUUGGCGAUACUGCGGACUUUAAAUUUAAGAGACGAAGCAUCUAGAGUUAUGGUUGCCGCUCCUAUUCUAGCAUUUGUGACAACCCACAUUCUGUACCUCAACUUCUACGAACUUGACAAAGGCCUGAACAUGAAGGUUUGUACUGUGAUAAUCAUUGCUCAGUGUCUCCUAUGGGCACUGUGGGCUGUCAUGACUCGGCAUCCUUCACGGCUGAAGAUCAUAUUUGUUGCCAUCGGAGGUGCGGCUGCGGUACUUCUGGAAGCUUCUGACAUUCCUCCGCGAUGGGGAUAUGUGGAUGGCCGUGCUAUAUGCCUUGCUGUGGCUAUCCCCCUUUCGUACCUUUGGUGGAGCUUUGCCAAGGAAGAUGCGGAGAUGCGAACGUCAGCAAUCCUGAAGAAGGCACGUUAACAAGUCGCCUGUGUGAUAAUUUCAUGCCUGCGCCCAGCCAUUGUAAAGAUAAAAGUUUCACUUGUAAUCUUAGGUAACUACUAACUUAGCAUGUGAAUUACCGUCUUAUUUUUGUUCCACGAUGUUCUUGUCCCAGUUCAGAAGGCCAUGUUGUUUAAGGGGCCACUUCUAUUCUUUAAUUUAUACAGCAACUGCCACUUGGUAGGCUCGUGCUCAUCAACUAUAAUCUCAGAAGAUUGUUACCAUGGGUUAUCAGUGAGUGGCUAUCAUAAUAAUGUCUUUUUUU